UCUCUGAACCGAACACUAGGUCGAGUUUGGCCUUCGGACACCCGAUGACCUAACCCGGGCUGUGCCUCGCGCACAAACCAAGCGAAUGUCCCUCACCCUCCACCCGGCAGCGAGGGGGCCGUGGAGCCCUGCGACGGCGGGUCGGCAGUGCGCAUGCUCGCCGCGCCGGCGCAGGUUUCCGCAGCAGACGAGCAGCUCCGCUGCGGCGUCCGGGGUUUCCAGCAGGGCCGGCACUCCGGUUCGCGCAGAGUCCUUGGCCUCGGCGGGCCCCCGGCGUCCCUGCGCUCCGCGAGUCCCCGGCCCGCCCAGCGCGCCACGAUCUGGCCCUCUGCCCCGCGAAGAUGGCUGCCGUACGCCGGGCCCGCAGUUACUGCCGAUGCCUGGUGCGCUUCUCCGACCGAGAACUCUGCUAAGCCCCGCUGCAGCAGACGGCAGGAGUAGACCGGACUCCCAGCGCACCUCCUCGCGAGGGCGGUGCCGAGGGGGCGCCGAGAGCCCCUCGGCCGCGGCCGGCCGGCCAGCCAGCAUGGCAGAAGCUGAGGAAGAUUGUCGUUCUGAAGCUGUCAGGGAAGGAGAUGAUGAUGAUGAAAACGAAAGCCCUGCUGAGACGGAUUUGCAGGCACAACUCCAGAGGUUCCGAGCUCAGUGGAUGUUUGAACUUGCCCCAGGUGGAGGCUCAGGCAAUUUAGAAUCUCGACCGUGCAGAGCAGCGCGAGGCUCUUUGCUGAGAGCAGGGGACACCAGAGGAAAGCAGGAGCUGGCGAAAGAAGAAAAGGCUCGAGAACUCUUCCUAAAAGCAGUAGAAGAAGAACAAAAUGGAGCUCUUUAUGAAGCCAUCAAGUUUUAUCGUAGGGCUAUGCAACUUGUACCUGAUAUAGAGUUCAAGAUUACUUAUACCCGGUCUCCAGAUGGUGAUGGCGUUGGAAACAGCUACAUUGAAGAUACUGAUGAUGACAGCAAGAUGGCAGACCUCCUGUCCUACUUCCAACAGCAGCUCACGUUUCAGGAGUCUGUGCUCAAACUGUGUCAGCCUGAACUCGAGAGCAGUCAGACCCAUAUAUCAGCACUGCCGAUGGAGGUCCUGAUGUACGUCUUCCGUUGGGUGGUGUCCAGCGACCUGGACCUCAGAUCGUUAGAGCAGUUGUCACAGGUGUGCAGAGGAUUCUAUAUCUGUGCCAGAGACCCUGAAAUAUGGCGUUUGGCCUGCUUGAAAGUUUGGGGCAGAAGCUGUAUUAAGCUUGUUCCGUACACCUCCUGGAGAGAGAUGUUUUUGGAAAGGCCCCGUGUUCGAUUUGAUGGCGUGUAUAUCAGUAAAACCACCUAUAUUCGUCAAGGGGAGCAGUCUCUUGAUGGUUUCUAUAGAGCCUGGCACCAAGUGGAAUAUUACAGGUACGUAAGGUUCUUCCCGGAUGGCCAUGUGAUGAUGCUCACCACCCCCGAGGAGCCCCCGUCCAUUGUUCCGCGCUUACGAACCAGGAAUACCAGAACUGAUGCAAUUCUACUGGGUCAUUAUCGCUUGUCACAAGAUACAGACAAUCAGACCAAAGUAUUUGCUGUGAUAACUAAGAAAAAAGAAGAAAAAGCACUUGACCAUAAAUACCGGUAUUUUCGCCGUGCCCCUGUGCAAGAAGCCGAUCAGAACUUUCACGUGGGGCUACAGCUGUGUUCCAGUGGCCACCAAAGCUUCAACAAACUCAUCUGGAUACACCACUCUUGUCACAUUACUUACAAAUCUACUGGAGAGACUGCGGUCACAGCAUUCGAAAUCGACAAGAUGUACACGCCGCUGCUGUUCGCCAGGGUGAGGAGCUACACCGCCUUCUCCGAAAGGCCGCUGUAGCCCUCACGUCUGCCCCCACCGCGUUGCAUGAGUAAAAGUAUAUAGAGAAACAGAGCAACCUAAGUUAUAAAUGUAUAUAUAUAUGAUAUAUAUAUAUAUAUGGAAUUGGACUUAUUUUACAUUGUCGGAGUUCUUUCAAGAAGAGUAUUAAAUUGAUUAUUUUUUUUAUUUAAAGGGAAAGUUGAUUCUUGGGGUGUUUGUUUUGAAAUUAAGUUGAAAUUAUUUUAAGUUUCAGGACACUUAUGUUGUAAAAAACCACAUGAGGUUUUAAAUCGUGCCCUUUUUCAAGCAGACCUCAGGGCAGGCUUCUGUCACAUAACAUAGGCUGUCUUCUGACCGGUCAGCCCAGUAUUGAAACGCUUCAGGGGGGCACCCCCGUGGGAUCAGCAUCUAUUUCACGCAUGACGUAGCGUCUCUUAACUAAAAGCUCAAAAUGUGAACCCCUGUUCUGAAUUUGUUUGAAACUGUUUGACCAUUGAAGAUCAUAAAUAAAAGGUUUCUUUCAAGAAAAUGUA
Molecule: messenger RNA, 2355 nt
Organism: Capra hircus (goat)
Lineage: Eukaryota; Metazoa; Chordata; Mammalia; Artiodactyla; Bovidae
Gene: FBXO9
Product: F-box protein 9
Biological process (GO): SCF-dependent proteasomal ubiquitin-dependent protein catabolic process
Cellular component (GO): SCF ubiquitin ligase complex
Molecular function (GO): protein binding
Source: RefSeq, a predicted model, not a curated record